AACAACAUUCGGUUGGUCACCCUAUAGCAUGCAGCGGCAGUUUAUCAGUUCGAUUUUCACCACAUUGUUUUUGUUUUGAAUACCAACAUUCAGGCAGUCAAAAUUUAAUAUCAAAAUUUAAUAAUAUUGUACUAUGCAAGAUGAGUUGUUAGCGAUCUCAACCGUCCAAGUGAAAAGAUAACAAUAUUUAUAUUACAACUAUGGCAAAAAUACGUGACCUUCCAGAGGAGAUUUUGAUCCUGAUCUUCAGUUUUCUGAAACUUCGCGAUAGAAAAGUAGCAUCCCGUGUGUCUCGGCUAUGGAACCGGUUAGCAUUCACGGAUCGUCCCAUGAAGAAUAUUUCGUUGCAUGUAUCCGACUAUUUGGAUCCAAAGCAAAGAAGAGUAUUGCUCAAGAGCAAGCGAUGCUAUCGGAAUCUGACACUGGAAUGGACCGAAUCAUCGAAGGUGCAGUAUUUCGUCGAUGUGUUGGAAAAGUUUGGCACAGACCUAAACUCCUUGAAACUAUCAACCUACGUAGUGACGCCGCUUAUUUUGAUAAGAUUCCUACUGAAAGCGCCAAACUUGAACGAGUUGAUCAUAGAGGGUUGCUUCUGCAGUGAAGGUUGUGAUAUGCUGUUUCCGACAUUUAAAAACAUACGAGUUUUAGAGUUGACUCAACGUGGAUUUGAGAAUGAAGUCUGUGAAUUAAUUCCUCGCUUGUUUCCUAGUCUCACGUCACUGGAUCUGGUUGCAGCCGAGGACGCCGCAUUCGAACUAAUUGUUUUCUAUGGAAAGCAACUGAAGUGUCUUCACGUCCUAUUAGAAUGCUCACAUUUUCAGAAGUUUUGCAGUUUGGAUUGUUUGGAAAAUUUGCGGAGAAUUCAUGUGUUUUGGCCACAGCCAAGUGACUACCGGCACCUCGUAGGGUGUUUCCAACAAAUGAACUUACUGCAAAGCGCUUCUUUGACGGGGACGCUGAAUGAGGGCACUUUUGAACUGAUUUGCACCAGGUGGAAACAACUGGAGCACUUAUGUGUCAACGUACAAACGAUGAAAGCGGCAACUUUUCGCAACGUAACAAAACUCGACAAAUUAACUACAUUGAAGCUCCAAGGAUCAAUUAGAGAGUGUAAUUUUCUUAAAGAUAUUCAGUUACCUAAAAUACGGCAUUUUGUGCUGGAUGGAGUGUCAACAUCUUACAAUUUUUACGCGCAUUUGGCACAUUUCGUGCCAAAUGUGCAAACAUUGAAAAUCUAUGAUCACACAUUUGAAAAUGCUCACCUACGCCUACUCACCAAAACAGUGCCGAAUCUUCGGGCGCUUUCACUGGAUUACUGUUAUCAGGUGAAGGAUGAUGGGUUCCAAUUUCUAAAUUGUCUAACCAACCUCGUCGAACUGCGUUGUUGGUCAGUACCAAUUUCGGAAAAUGCAUUUCUCCGAUUUCCAAGAUGUCCAAACGUGCGAACACUGAGUAUUGGAGGAAGUGGAUGGAUUACUAACAAAGCUGUCCUUGAUAUCCCAAACCCGUUUCCAAACUUGAGCGAACUACAUAUCGUUGACUGUCUCAAAGUAGACGAGGACACAAUUUGGACUCUUCAAAAGCAAAUGAAAAGAUGUGCGAUUAUCAAACUGGAGAAACCGGAACCGGACCGCGAAAGGGAGGCAGCUUGGCAAAAGUGUUGGUGAAAGACUUUUCUUUGUUUUUACUGUGAUUUAUGCAUAUCGUAGCAAGAUUCUACAAGUUUUAUUUUCUUGAUGUGUAGUUUUAUCCAGAUGGUUGUGUGCUGGUUUUAGUAAUAAUUUAAAACAGAAAUUAUUGACCCUCCAAAAUUUUUAUCAAAACCGAACUUUUACUCUAUAGAA
Topomyia yanbarensis is the source of this 1844-nucleotide messenger RNA. RefSeq lists its product as uncharacterized. The transcript has 4 exons. Bases 201 to 1667 code for a protein of 488 amino acids. The record is from RefSeq and is a predicted model, not a curated record. NCBI's taxonomy places the organism in Eukaryota, Metazoa, Arthropoda, Insecta, Diptera, Culicidae. Gene Ontology annotation, molecular function: protein binding. Gene Ontology annotation, biological process: SCF-dependent proteasomal ubiquitin-dependent protein catabolic process. Gene Ontology annotation, cellular component: SCF ubiquitin ligase complex.